Glycine soja is the source of this 906-nucleotide messenger RNA. RefSeq lists its product as uncharacterized. Lineage: Eukaryota; Viridiplantae; Streptophyta; Magnoliopsida; Fabales; Fabaceae. The coding region runs from base 186 to 788 and encodes 200 amino acids. The record is from RefSeq and is a predicted model, not a curated record. The transcript is spliced from 3 exons.
UCAUUUUAAGCAGUCAAAUUCAUUCAUCUCCCCAAUGCUGCAUCAUGAAGGCUCCCCAAGAUCUAUAAGUCAAAAGCAGAGGAAAAACUAACACAGUUACACAAACACCUAUCUAUGAACCAUUGAUUGAAAAUCCCCCAACUUCUUACAGAGAACAUCUGCAGUUUGUGACAGGUCUUGUGGGAAUGUUUUACCAGGGCACUCAACUCCCCCCUUCAAACAACAGUGAUUCAUCAGAUGAUGGUGUUCCAGUUUCACCACCAAGAGUCAGACUCAGAGAUGGGAGGUACUUGGCUUAUAGAGAAAAGGGUGUCCCCAAGGACCAAGCAAAACACAGCAUCAUCAUUGUACAUGGCUUUGGAAGCUCCAAAGAUAUGAAUUUUCUGGCACCCCAGGAACUAAUAGAUGAAUUGGGUAUAUAUAUUCUGCAAUAUGAUCGAGCUGGGUAUGGAGAGAGUGAUCCAAACCCCAAACGCUCACUGAAAAGUGAAGCACUUGACAUUGAAGAGCUUGCUGAUCUGUUACAGAUAGGGUCAAAAUUUUAUUUGAUCGGUGUCUUAAUGGGAUCAUAUGCUACCUGGAGUUGUUUCAACUACACACCCAACAGGCAAAUUACAAGCCUCAAAAUAUACAUUUCUAAACAUAUGUUUGGUUUCAGAAAAUGUCAAUUUUCAUUUUUUAUUUUCACAAAUAAUUAUGAAAACGACAUUACAUUUCUAAACAAUGUUUGGUUUCAGAAAGAAAGUAAAAAUAAAAAGCACAAAGUCAUUUUCUGUAACUAUUUGUGAAAAUAACAUAUUCUCAAGCCAAACUGGUCAAAAUUCUCCCUUUUUAUGUUGAAAAUGGAUUGUUAAUUUCACCACAAGGUCAACAUUUGUGCAGGCUAGCAGGUGUGACUAUGAUAGC